CCUUUUGACGUUUGACCGACGUUUGUCUGCUCACGUUGUGCGAAACUUUGUUCCCCUGAGAAAAUCUGUUCUCCCCAAUGUGUCGGGAGUGCGCACUGCAGCCGCUCUAUUACGCGGUAAAACUGUGCGCGCUCCCGUCGUCUGCUGACAUUCGCAAACAUUCAGGGCAUUGGUCAGGCGAACAUUCAUUGCUAGCUGGUUUCUACUAACUUGAUACAGAAGUCAGUUCUGUUUAGUUAAAACUUCACAUUACUACUAGCAGGCUGAAUGCGGUCUAACUGCAAUUUCUUUUUUUUUUGAGGAACUUAUUCAGUUAGAGAUAAAAGCGCAUAUGUCUCGGUCCUGAAUGUCUAAACUACCAGGAAAUGCAGGCGUCUCCUUGCUUGGUGACAAGACCUUGGACUUCUACCGGGAUCCGGUGUUCUUCUGCCUGCAGAGAAUUGAAAAACACAGCAGCAGAGUUUUCCAAUGCCGCUUAAUGAACAAACCGACCGUCUUUAUCUGCUCUGUCGAGGGGGCGCGAGAGCUGCUCUGUGAAAAGUCUAACAUAUUUCUGAAGGACCCAACUGAUUUUAUGACAAACAUAUAUGGAGACACUGUUGUCACCAUGAAUGGUGAGGAGGCCUUCCUCCUCCGUCUGUCUCUCAACCACUUGUUUACAGGAACAUGUCUGGAAUCCUCAACUAACUACAUGUCCAGUGUAUGUGAUCACUGCUUGAAGAACCUCUCAAUCAGUGCGGAGCCACAGUGUGUUUAUUCCAUCUUUAAACGUCUGGGGGCGGAGUUGGUGUUGGGUCUUUUCCUGAAUGUACGAGCCGAGGAUCAGCCUGAGGUUUUCCAGGAAAUCAUCGAGCUCUGCACAGAACACUGGCACGGUUUAAACUCGAUUCCAGUAAAUGUGAAGGUACCUUGGUGGACAUCAGGUUUCGCCAAAGCUCUGGAUGCCAGAAGCAAACUGAUGGAGAUCAUCAAAGACAAAUUAAAGAAUGAAACACAGGGUUUUGUCGGCGCUUUGGGUUCCGUGCCAUUUCCCAACUCUGGUUCUGCUGCUCAACAUCUCCUACUGUUCAUCUCAGCACUCAUUCCCAAAGCUCUGGCAUCGCUGCUCACCUCCUUCACUCUGGCUCUUGGAGGACCUGAACAGAGGGAAAGUCGUCAUGAAGCCAUCCGUAAUCCUGAUCACCUUCACAGAGUUCUCCUGGAGGUGCAGAGACUGUGGCCGCCCUUCAUUGGUGGACGCAGAAUAACUGAAAAGGAAUCCACCCUCGCAGACUUCUGUGUUCCUAAAGAUUAUGAUGUAAUGUAUCUCAGCUACUUCAUCCACCGUGACCCAGAGGUGUUCCAGCAGCCCGAUAGCUUCCUGCCAGAAAGAUGGAGUGGGAGGAAUGCAGGCCAGGAGCAUUUGCUGUGUUCUUUUGGCAAUGGGCCCAGAAGCUGCAUUGGUUCGACCCUUACUGAGAUCUUUAUUAAGGAAGCUUGCAGAUACCUGCUAAAGAACUACGACUGGUGUUUGGAUCCUCCGUCGCAGGACCUUCAGUACAAAUGGCUGCCUGUGUCCCGCCCCGCCAACCUUCCCAGUCUGUCCUUCACCCGAUUGGAUCAAACCGUAUUAGAAUGAGAUUACACUGGGGACACGCAGCCUCCGGCUGUGUUUUAUUGAACAAACAUGUGUGCCUUGCAUGCUGGGGGAAUGUCUGGAGAUGUGAAGGAGGGAUGCCGGCAAACUGCGAGGCUUUCCCCCUCCUGUGCAUAACCCUGUAAUCGUGCCAGGGAAAGCCGAGGGGGGCGCUGGUUGUGCUCUAUCUGUUCCUCUGCCAGAUAUUCUGCAGCGUUCCUUGAUUGCUCUGCAAGUGAAGGCAGGACAGAUGAGUCAUUCUUCUAUUGUGGAACCUGAAACAGACUCAGAAAUGUUAUAUUUUUUUAAACUACGAAUUCAUUCACAUGCAAGUCUUGUUUUUAAAAACUGCAAUCUGUCUCUAUUGCAGUUCAGUUCGGGAUGAGCCUUGAUGUUCCUGAGUGGAGGUGUGUGUGUCUGAAGCAGAAACUCUAUAGCAUUAGUAUUCAUGUCACUUCAUUCCAGAGGAUCGCACGUCAUGUGCUCACAAGGGAACAUGGGUAAACCCUCAGAUUCCAUCACUGCCUGCAAACCUGAACCCACUUCUUACUCCCCUCCACCCCACCUAGCAACAACCACUGCUUAGCAACAGUUUGUCAUACAGAUCCUGUCUUGCCUCCUUUUAGUAUGCAUGUCUCACACCAAUACACACACGCACACUAUUCUUGCUUAUAUUUUUAAUUGUAUACAUCUUGCCUGAAAAAAUAAAAAAAAUACUGUUUA
Messenger RNA from Xiphophorus maculatus (southern platyfish), 2338 nucleotides. RefSeq names its product protopanaxadiol 6-hydroxylase-like. NCBI's taxonomy places the organism in Eukaryota, Metazoa, Chordata, Actinopteri, Cyprinodontiformes, Poeciliidae. Gene Ontology annotation, biological process: sterol metabolic process. The transcript is spliced from 11 exons. The coding region runs from base 347 to 1618 and encodes 423 amino acids. The record is from RefSeq and is a predicted model, not a curated record. Gene Ontology annotation, molecular function: oxidoreductase activity, acting on paired donors, with incorporation or reduction of molecular oxygen; monooxygenase activity; heme binding.